Botrytis byssoidea is the source of this 1416-nucleotide messenger RNA. RefSeq lists its product as uncharacterized. The transcript is spliced from 2 exons. The record is from RefSeq and is a predicted model, not a curated record. Lineage: Eukaryota; Fungi; Ascomycota; Leotiomycetes; Helotiales; Sclerotiniaceae. Bases 1 to 1416 code for a protein of 471 amino acids.
AUGGCAUCUCCGUGUAAUAUCUCUACCAUCCCUUACCCAGACUUACCUGGUGCUUCAUUUCUCUCAGGCACAGCUGUACCAGUGCUCAACUACACCGGGUCGAUUACACCACUUAACCAAGCAAUCCUUGCCAAUAUCACUUCACUAGACUUCUGCAACGUAACACUUACAUAUACGCAUCCGGGUCAAAACGACACGAUCAAUGUGAAGAUCUAUUUACCUUCUUCUUCAUCAUCAUCCUGGAAUGGUCGAUUUAUGGCCACAGGCGGUAGUGGAUUUGAUACCGGCUAUUACGAAACAUAUAUGAUCCCCCCUGUGGCUGAUGGUUAUGUGACAGCUGGGACAGAUGGUGGCCACUUUGUUGACAACGACGAUGUCGACACCACUGCAUUCUACACCUCAAAUUGGGCUCAGGUAUCACCUGGAAAUGUCAAUCUUUAUUUACUUCAAGAUUUUGCUUCGGCUGCCUUGAAUGAUAUGACGAUUAUUGGAAAAUCAGUUGCAUCUUCUUAUUAUGGAAAGAAUCCGGGUUAUUCAUACUGGAAUGGCUGUUCGACAGGUGGACGACAAGCUAUGAUGAUGGCACAACGGUAUCCAGAAGGAUAUGAUGGCAUUCUAGCUGGUGCGCCGGCAAUCAAUUGGGCAGAGUUUAUCCCCGCUUUGUAUUGGCCUCAAUUUAUCAUGAAUCAGCUGGGGGGUUAUCCCAAUGGAAGUGCGGCGAUUAUCACCUCGGAAGUAGCCAUGGUUGCUCAAGCAGCGUGGGAAGGUCCUAGAGCCGAAGACGGAAGCUUUGUGUGGUACGGAUUAAAUCCUUCGUGUCCUCUCAGCACCGGAACCGCCACAACUCUGUGUACGGAUGGAAAUGCGAAUUGUACCGGUGUCCCCAUCCCAUUACCGUCUGAAUGGAUUAAUCGCUUUGUUGUGAACAAUGCAUCGUUUUCUCUUGAUAAUGUCACCCAGCAAGAAUUCGCACGUCUCAUACAUUCAUCUGUCCAACAAUAUGCAUCGAUCAUCGGAACUGCGGAUCCCGAUCUCUCGGCAUUCAAAGAGACGGGAGGGAAAAUUCUUCCGUGGCAUGGCUUAUCCGAUCAACUCAUUCCUUCGCUCGGAACCGAAAAGUAUUAUGGGGAAGUCGAACAGAGGGAUGAGAAUGUGAGAGAUUUUUAUCGACUUUUUGAAGCGCCGGGAGUGCAGCAUUGCUCGGGUGGUAAUAGUCCUUAUCCGGUGGACUUGAUGGGGGCUUUGGUUCAAUGGGUUGAGCAGGGUGUGGCACCUGAUGUGCUGGCGGCAAGAACGACGCCGACGGGAAAUACAACGGUGAUUGAGAGGAAUUUGUGUCCGUAUCCGUUGGUGCAGAAGUAUGUUGGUGGGGAUUCUAAUGUGGCGAGCUCAUUUGUGUGUAGUUCGGAGGUUUAA